CUUCUUCCUUUAUACUAACUUUACCGAUUCCAUUUAGGGUUCUUAUCUCUCUCUCUCUUCAUGAAUUCCUCACAAAUGUCUUGAAUUAUAAUUCCAAGUUUAAAGGCAGACGGCGAUACACAAAGAGAGAGAGAAAUGAUGAGUGGACCGGCGGUGCACCCAGUGGAGGCUCCGCCGAUGACUAUGGCGGCACCGAUGGUGAGGAUGAAGGACUUUCAAGGCAUGCCUGGUACUCUUGGAAGCCUCUUUCUACGAUUGUGUCAGUUUGUGUUUGCUGUUAUCUCUAUAUGUGUCAUGGUUACCACCUCUGAUUUCCCUUCCGUCACCGCCUUCAGCUACCUUGUAGCUGCUGUUGGAUUACAGAUCAUAUGGAGCCUCGUACUUGCUAUUGCCGAUGUAUAUGCAAUUUUGGUGAAAAGAAGUUAUAGAAAUGUAGCAAUUGUCAGUCUAUUUGCCAUUGGUGAUGGGAUCACUUCUACUCUUACAUUUGCUGCUGCCUGUGCUUCAGCUGGAAUAACAGUUCUUAUUAGCAAUGAUCUUGAGAAAUGCAAAGUGAACCACUGCGCGAGAUUUAUGUCAGCUACAGCGAUGGCAUUUUUAAGCUGGUUUGCUGCAUCACCUUCCUUUUUCUUGAAUUUUUGGUCUCUGGCUUCGCGCUAGCUGCAGUUCUGGUCGACUGCAAAAGGACCUUUACUCUACUGCUGUAGUAGUGUUCUCUUUUUUCAGUCAGGCCGGCCACCUUAACUGUUCUUAUAUGUAAAAAUCAGCACAUUUCAGUCGUUAUUGACAAAGUUGUAUAAGAAUUAAGAACUAUUUCGAAA
This is a messenger RNA of Solanum tuberosum (potato), 821 nucleotides long. RefSeq lists its product as uncharacterized. Bases 136 to 660 code for a protein of 174 amino acids. Lineage: Eukaryota; Viridiplantae; Streptophyta; Magnoliopsida; Solanales; Solanaceae. Gene Ontology annotation, cellular component: membrane. The record is from RefSeq and is marked provisional. The transcript is spliced from 3 exons.